This is a messenger RNA of Cryptococcus amylolentus CBS 6039, 822 nucleotides long. RefSeq lists its product as hypothetical. The transcript is spliced from 3 exons. The record is from RefSeq and is a predicted model, not a curated record. Lineage: Eukaryota; Fungi; Basidiomycota; Tremellomycetes; Tremellales; Cryptococcaceae. Bases 1 to 822 code for a protein of 273 amino acids.
AUGAACACCACAAUCGACAACACGUCUGCUACUACUACAAGCGACAAUGGGGGCACCGAUGUCUAUACAUCCUCCUCGUCGAGUAAAGCUGCCGCUGCCAGUUCAUUUUACAGUGCUGGUAGUGUUCCCAGCGGCAGUGCAGCUGUCGGUGUCUCUUCAGCAGUCAGCGCCAUCGCAGGAGCCGCAGUUGGUGGUGUGGUAGGCCUAGUGAUAUUGUGUCUACUGGUCAAAUGGCUCGCAUUGCGUAGAAGAACCAAGAGCAAUGGGGCGUCUUGGCCAUAUCUGAAACCGGGAAAGUUGGAGAAUGGGGUGGAUCUGAACGAGAGUAGUGACGAGGUCAAUCCUUACACGACAAACGACACCUACGCCCACCACAGGGCCUCGGACGCAUACAUUGCGCUCUCUCCUCAUGCGCCGGCAAGCAGCGCCCCCAUUAACCCCUACUAUCCUCCGCCACUCAUGGCCGAGCGCGAAAUCGGUCGCGAUGGGCAACGACCACCAUUCAAAGGGCUCCCUCCGCCGCCUAUGAGUAGCGCUCCAAGCUACCAUUCGCGGAGCGUCUUGUCCCCAGUGCCCCCGAAUGGCGCCGCAGAGGCGUCUUCGUCCAUGCCCCCCGACGUGGAAGCCAGGCCAAACGGCCAAGGUCCCAGGCAGAGCUUCAUCGACCCCGCUCAAUCAUCGUCGAGAAGGAUGUUUGUGUCGGUAAGAGAGCAGGAUCUGGGUCCGAUAGAUGUCGAAUUUCAACAGCCGAAAGAUGUUGAGGUUUUGCCACCUGACUAUAGGCAGGCUACUGAGCAUUCGCAGAGACGGGGGACAUCGUAG